Messenger RNA from Closterium sp. NIES-67, 2415 nucleotides. Lineage: Eukaryota; Viridiplantae; Streptophyta; Zygnematophyceae; Desmidiales; Closteriaceae. The record is from the annotation of a GenBank genome assembly.
CCAGCCCUCCCUGACUCUCUUGCGCAGGCCUCCGUGCCUCAAUUCACGCCCGUAUCUCCCGCCCGUACUGGCAACCUUUUCCCGUCCGUGUUCGUCGGGCCUUGCACCCGUAGCGACUUACCGGUGCUGUAGCGCCUCUCGUUGAAAGUGCCGCCGUUUGCCGCGCUCCCGUGUUACCCAUGCCGCGACUGUAACCAUUUCAGCAGUAACCGCACUCCCGCUUUCGCAAUGCGCUUCGCCCCGACAGGCUCGACGACGGCCGCUCCAAUGCCGUCGCAAUUCCUCCUUCUCCGAUUGCACACGUGGCGAUCGUUAGUCUCUCGCUGCUCGCCGCGAGUCAAGCCCUUCAACCCGCCAAACACGCCCCUUCGGUUUUCAACUUUCCCCGAGCUUCCCAACUCACCAGUUGGAUUCUCCUACUUACCUCUGACUAGACUGUCGAAUCAAUCGCUUAGGAAUCCCAUGGCUGCCGUACCGUCGGCGCACGGAGCGGAGGUGGUAACCAGUACAGAAGCGAGGGAGGGGGAAGGUAGUAGAAGUGGGGGGAGAGAAAGGAUGGCGGGGACAACGAACGUGGAGGGGGGAGAGGGGGAGGGAGAGAGGGGAGUUUUGAGUCGACUCAAAACACACCAGGGGGAGGGAGAGAGGGGAGUGAAUGAUGCGGAGACCGCGGAGGAAGGAGAUGAUAGAGGGCAAAGCGGGAGGGGCGAGGAGCGGUUGGAAGCGGUCGAGCGGGGAGAGUUGAAGGCAAAGCGCCGGAUGAGGCGAGGCGAGAAGAAGGCGAGAAAAGCGGAGGACAGCGACGCGCCACGGCGGGUGUCCGAGUGGCGCACGCGCCCCCUAGUCCCCCACGGCGCGUCCCAGUGGCCGCAGAUCCAAUCGCUCGCCGCCACGUCAGCAGGCGCCAGCCUGUCGAUCGACGCGAUCUUCGCGUCCCUCGGCCUCCCGCCCUUAUCCGACGGCCACCCGCUUCUCCCGGUGCGCGUGCGGCAGCACGUGAACCCGUUAAAGACGUCGUUAAUGGCGCCGCCGGCCCCGGUCGACUGGGCGGCAGUGUACGACGACCCGUCCCUGCCUCUGUUUGUUGAUGUUGGGUCGGCGAGUGGGCGGCUGGUUUUGGCGCUUGCUGUGAGGGACUGGGCUUGGCGUGAGGAGAAGGAAAGGAUACAAGGGGCGGACGCACCAUCACCACCCCCAUCAACAACACCCACGCCAUCGUUCCUCCCUCCUCCUCCCCUGAAUUUCCUCGGCUUUGAGAUCGGCGACAAGCUCGUGCAGCGCGCCGACUCAAGGGACACGGCAGUCCAGCGCGACCUAGGUGCUGCUGGGUCGACUCAUCAUGAGGAGGAGGCAGUUGAGACACCCGCCCCAUCGUUCCUCCCCUCUCCGCCCCUCAACUUCCUCGGCUUCGAGAUCCGCGACAAGCUCGUGCAGCGCGCCGACGCCUGGCGCCGCCAGCUGGCGGUGCGCAACGCGCACUUCGUGGUCGCCAACGCCACGUCAGCGCUGGAAUCCGUGCUGGCGACUUAUCCUGGUCCCCUAGUGGCGGUGUCGGUUCUGUGCCCCGACCCUCAUUUUAAGAACAAGCAUAGAAAAAGAAGGGUGGUUCAGCGGGGUUUGGUGGCGGGGAUUGGGAGGGUGCUGGUGCCAGGUGGACACGUGUUUGUUGAGUCUGAUGUGGAGGAGGUGGCUGCUGACAUGUACAGGCAGUUUGCGGAUUAUGGGAGGGGAGGAGGGGAGGAGGAUGCAGGGGAUGAGAAGGGUAAAGGGGCGAGUGAGAGUGAGGGAGAGGAGAGUGAGGGUGAGGGAGAGGAGAGUGAGGGUGAGGGAGAGGAGAGUGAGGGUGAGGAAGAGGAGAGUGAGGGUGAGAAAGUGAAGAGUGAGGGUGAGAGGGAGGGGAGUGGGAGUGAGAGUGAAGGUCUGGUGAGAUUCGUUCCGAGUGACCUUGCUGGAGCAGGAGUGAGUGGGGAGGGAGGGGAGACAGGUGUACCACAAGAGGUGGCAGGUGGUGGGAAUGCAGGGGAGGGGAUCAAAUGGCUGGAGUAUAACCCCUUGGGGGUUCCAAGUGAGAGGGAGGUGGUGGUGCUGCUGCAGGGCUCGCCCAUGUACCGAGCUCUCUUCGUCAAGCAAUGAGUUUCCCCUCGGUCGCACAUUCUCAUGGCACUGCUGGAAAGCAGCGGUGAAGGGAAAGAGGCUGGAUUAUAGCCCGCAGGGAUUCCUAGUGAGAGGGAGGUAGUGGCGCGGCGCUGCUGCAUGUACCGCGCCUUGUUUGUCAAGCAUCCAUGCCCAUGGGCGCAUCCAUUAAAUGGAGUGAGUAGAGUUACUAACUACCAACUGUUGCCAGCUCAAGAGCGGAUCAGAAUUCAGGUGAAAGCAAGCACAAUUUUGAAGACUAAUGCCUUGACAAAUACCACA